UGUGCCUGCCACGGGGGUCUCUUUGCCUCAGCCCACCACAUACACAAACACAUGCACGCUUGCAACGGCAAACAUAUGGAGUACUACUGCCUCUUUCUGCUCUGGAUUUGCAGCCAGCAGUUAGGAUUCCUUGACUGCUUCAAUAUUGACACAAAGAAACACAGGAUCAUCAAAGGCCCUAAACAAGCCCAGUUUGGAUACACUGUUCAGCAACAUGUGGCUGCUGGAGGGGAAAAAUGGUUAUUAGUAGGUGCCCCGUAUGAAAUGAAUGGCCCUUACCAGACAGGUGAUGUUUAUAAAUGUUCGCUGAGCAGACGAACCAAUGGCAAUGGUUGCUCCAAGCUCAACUUAGGAAGGAUAUCUCUGACCAACGUAUCAGAGCGAAAGGACAAGAUGAGGCUGGGAAUGACACUCACAUCUAACCCUAAAGACAACAGCUUUGUGGCCUGUGGGCCGUUAUGGUCCUAUGAGUGUGGCAGCUCUUACUACAGCACUGGCAUAUGCUCCAGAGUCAAUGCGAGCUUCAAGUUCUCCAGAACGAUUGCGCCUGCCUUUCAGAGAUGUGAGACCUAUAUGGAUAUAGUGAUUGUUCUGGAUGGAUCAAACUCCAUCUACCCCUGGUAUGAAGUGCAGGCUUUUCUCAUCAACAUUCUUCAGAAGUUCUAUAUUGGACCAGGUCAAAUACAGGUUGGAGUCGUUCAGUAUGGCGAGAAGGUGGUCCAUGAAUUCAAACUCAGCGACUACAAAUCUGUUGAGGAAGUAGUGAAAAGAGCACGCAGUAUCAACCAGCGGGGUGGAGAAGAGACUAACACAGCUCUUGGCAUUAAUAUAGCACGCUCACAAGCUUUCAAACAAGGAGGUCGGCGCGGUGCCAAAAAGGUGAUGAUAGUGAUAACAGAUGGAGAGUCACAUGACAGUGCAGAUCUCCAGCAAGCCAUCGAGGACAGUGAAAAGGACGGCAUCACCCGUUAUGCCAUUGCUGUCCUCGGCUACUACAACCGCAGAGGAAUCAAUCCUGAGGCCUUCCUCAAUGAAAUCAAGUACAUUGCCAGCGACCCAGAUGACAAACACUUCUUUAAUGUGACAGAUGAAUCAGCGCUGAAGGAUAUUGUGGAUGCACUUGGAGAACGCAUCUUCAGUUUGGAAGGAACCAGUAAGAAUGGGACAGCGUUUGGCCUCCAGAUGUCUCAGGCUGGAUUUUCCGCACACAACGUUGAGGAUGGGAUUCUGGUGGGUGCUGUUGGGGCUUAUGAUUGGAACGGAGCAGUGCUGAAAGAAACACGACAAGGGAAGGUGGUCCCUCCCAAGUCUUCCUACACACAGGAGUUCCCCGAAGAGUUAAAAAACCAUGGUGCCUACUUGGGUUAUACUGUGACCUCUGUGGUGUCAGCCAGAAAUGGUCGUUUACUCGUAGCAGGAGCUCCACGAUUUAACCACACUGGCAAGGUCAUCAUCUUUACUCUGAAGAACUCGGGCAACCUCACCAUCCUGCACUCCCUCAAAGGCCAGCAGAUUGGCUCCUACUACGGCAGUGAGAUUGCGCCUGUGGAUAUUGAUGGAGAUGGUAUAACCGACAACCUUUUGGUGGCAGCACCCAUGUUCUUCAGUGGAGGCUUGGAGAAGGGGAAGGUCUAUAUCUACAGAGUGACAGAGCUGAAUCGCUUCAUCCUUGAAGGGGCAUUAGAAAUCCAUAAUGGUGGCCAGAAUGCUCGCUUUGGCUCAUCGCUCGCUCCUGUCCCUGAUCUGAAUGGUGAUAGCUUCAAUGACUUGGUGGUGGGAGCCCCACUGGAAGAUGACCACAAAGGAGCCAUUUAUGUUUUCUUUAGCCAUCACAACAGAAUACUACGCAAAUACAAACAGAGGAUUGCAGCAGCAGACUUGGCUCCUGGCCUGCAGUACUUUGGCCGCAGUAUUCAUGGCACAAUGGACAUGAACAAUGAUGGUUCAGUGGAUCUGGCAGUAGGUUCCCUUGGUGCUGCUGUUCUCCUUUGGUCACAGAGUGUUGUCCGGAUAUAUACCACUGUCAGGUUUGAGCCCAGUAAGAUCAACAUCUUUGUGAAGGACUGUCAGAGAGGUGGCAAAGAUGUGACCUGUAUGUCAGCCAUUGUAUGUUUCAACAUCACUGCCAGGACAGCCAUUCCUCCCACACAGGAAAUUGAAUUCAAAUUUAAUGUCUCCAUUGCGGAGAGACGUUUCAAUCCCCGGGCUAUCCUGGACAACCCCAACAAGCUGCAGCCUCAAAACCUGACCCUCCUUGCAGGAGAAGAGACCUGCGAACACAUCUACUUCCAUGUAAUGGAGACCACAGACUAUGCAAGGCCCAUAGUGUUUGCUGUGCAAGUGGGGCUACAAGAUCCGGACCACGGGCCAGUUCUAGAUGACAGCUGGCCUACUGUUGUGAGGACUGAGCUGCCCUUCUGGAAUGGCUGUGACGAGGAUGAUCGCUGCAUACCUGACUUGGCACUGCAGAGUAUGACUGACCUAAUGACUCGAAGUCAGUUCUGUGCGCAGCCUGUACAGUCUCAUGGUGCUUUCUGCCGCCAUCUAAGUGAAGGAGGGACAGAGGGAUCUCUGCGAGUUCUAGAGGGAAACAGGAGGAGGAUGGUGGUGGAUGUCCGAUUGGAGAACAAAGGAGAGAAUGCCUACAAUGCUCGCCUAAACAUCACCUACACACCCAAUCUUCGCUUCUCUAGCCUCAUAGUCAAGGACAACUCUGACAUCAAAAUAGAGUGUUACAUUGAGGACAAACUGAGGAAUGAGAAGAUCUGCAAUGUCAGUGCUCCGUUCAUGAGGGCCAAAAUUCAGGUGUCAUUUCGUCUGGAGUUUGAGUUCAGUCGUACUGUCUUCCUAGAGCACGUCAGGGUUAUCCUGGAAGCCGGCAGUGAUGGCGAGGAAAUGAGCACAGCUGACAAUUUCAAUGAUAUCUAUUACUCGCUGAAAUACGAGGCAGACCUUCUCUUCACUAGGGAUUCAAAUCCGACUCGGUAUGACAUCAAAUCAGAACUGUCUCUGGAGGAGCCUGGAGUUAUCGGUCCUCCUUUCAACUUCACUUUCCAGAUUCAGAACCUUGGCUACUUUCCUGUGAAGGAUCUGCAGCUCAACAUUGAAAUCCCAGAAAUGACAAAAAAUGGGAACCAACUCCUGCAGAUAUCUGACUUCCAUAUUGACCAGAGAGAUGGUACACGUUGUUUACCGCCUCAGCAUGUGGCACAGAGCAGGUCGUCACCUGAGGACCUUUCACGCUUCUCCCGCUUGAACCAGACCAACACCUUAACUUUGCCAAUCCAAUGCACUGUCAAUGUGGCAUCCUACAGAGAAAUUGCAGUUAGAAUUAGAGGAGCAUUACGAAUAGAUACCUUACACACACUGAAGUUUAAAAUCUUGGAGCUGGCAACUAGUGCAUCAGUGGAGCUCCCUUCCUCCAGCCCCAUGUUUUUACAUGAAGAGAGGCCUGUCAGACAUAUAAUAUUGGAGAUCAGGAAGGAGGGAGAUUAUAGAAUCCCUAAUUGGAUUAUCAUUGGUAGCACGCUGGGAGGACUCUUAUUGUUAGCCCUUCUCAUUCUCGCUCUAUGGAAGGUAAACCUAUUGUCUAAUUUCUCUCUUUGUUUCACUGUUCUCCCUCCAAGCUGGGCUUCUUCCGGAGGCAGAAGCGGAGAGACGAGGACGAGCAGGAGGCAAAUGGGAAAAUGGCGGAAGAACGGUAACGCAGGCUGAGGGCCCCCAGCAGACUCCUUUUCCACAGGGGACCCGACACUCAGGGACCAACCCGCCUCCCCCUGCUUCCCAUCGCCACAGUGGCACCGUACAGACAGCUCUGCAUGACAGCUGAAGCAAGGCUUGUUCAGUGCACUGGAUUUGUCCCAAGCCACGACCCCUGACCCCCAAGAGUCAGCACUGUCACACUCACUUAGCAUUCCUGCACUGUUGCGACAUUAGGGCCUUCUUUGUCAAUGUAUUCCACUGCCCUCUAUGUCGUCCUUUCUCAGAUCUUUGAGCUCACGCUUUUCUUCGCUUCAGGCUGGAGCUCUGGUGCUUUUUCUGGCCGUUUGAAAAGAAGAAUAGAGCAAGCUUUGAUUGAUCUGUUCCAAGAAUUUCAGGCCACAGUGUGCCCCCGAGGCAAGUGUUAGCCAAUCACUCUUUUGUCUCUUCCUGAUGUAUAUUUAUUUAACUCUUGUGGUAAAUUUUGAAAUACAUGAAAAACCUCAAGGGUGACUUAACACCCAAAUGUAAAGUUACUAUACUGUAUAUUGAAUUUGAUGUUUAAAAUAUUUUAUCUGCAGCAGGUUCAGCUCACUUGCAUAAUAAUUUAUGAAGAAACAAAACUGAACUAAAGUUGCCAGAGUACAAAGAAGAUUCGUGAUGUUUAACUCACACAGACUUUUCUUGAUCUUUUUCUAAAGCAAAGAAUCUUCUAAACCUGCAUCCUCUCUUAAGAGUUCAUUCCUUUUCUUUUAAUAUUUUCAUCCUGGAAAACAUGAAGGAUGAACGACAUUUGAUGCACUUUUACUUUGUACAAAAUUAACUUGAAUUUUGUAAAUAGUCAAGUACCUUGUUAUACCCUUUCAAAUAUUAUAAUGGUUUUCAGUAUUUUCCACAUGGUUUAUGGCAUUUUUUGUAACUUAAGCCAAAUGAAACUAUUCAGCUUUGUGUUAUUGAACCUGUUACAAGACGUUGCAUGCCUUUUUACAUGCACUGCAUCAGAGCAAAAGGAUGUGCAUAAAAUACUGCAGAAACAUGGAUUUCAACAAGUAAUUCUUAUGAAGAACUGUUACUAAAUGAUAACCGGAUGCCAUAAAGAUGAGUCCAGUAAAUGCACAUUGCUUACAGUAUGUCAGCACCGUCCAGGUGUUAACAACACAUGUCAGUUUGUCCUGUUUAAUGGUGUGAAGAGCUUUUAUAGCCUAAAAAUAAAACUGUGUAUAUGUA
Messenger RNA from Micropterus dolomieu (smallmouth bass), 4926 nucleotides. It is a transcript of the gene itga11a, whose product is annotated as integrin, alpha 11a. The record is from RefSeq and is a predicted model, not a curated record. Lineage: Eukaryota; Metazoa; Chordata; Actinopteri; Centrarchiformes; Centrarchidae. The transcript is spliced from 30 exons. Gene Ontology annotation, biological process: integrin-mediated signaling pathway; cell-cell adhesion; cell adhesion mediated by integrin. Gene Ontology annotation, molecular function: integrin binding. Bases 52 to 3714 code for a protein of 1220 amino acids. Gene Ontology annotation, cellular component: external side of plasma membrane; integrin complex.